AUGUCUGCUCAGGACGCCUAUGUCAGGCACCAGGCCGUUGUGCCAGACAAGAUCCCCACUGGAGAGUACCCUCUCAUCGACAAUGACCCACACUUCAAGCGAGUCAUUCGGUAUGCCCGUCCGUCCGACUGGGCGCAAGGUGCCGCGCUCGGAGCCUUGAGCCCCGGAUUGAUGAUGUACUGGGAGAAGAUCUCGCCCUCCAUGGUCGGCAAGGGCGGUUUCGCCCCCAUCAUGCGACUGAGCGGUGCUGUCGGUCUUACCGGAGCCUUCGUUUUCGUCUACUCGAGGUCAUGCAUGCGCUUCUACGGUGCCCGCGAGAACCGCCGCGAGGUCGAGAUGGACAUGCGCGAGAUGGUCGACAAGGUCAAGAAGGGCGAGUCGCUGUACGGAACCACCGAGAUGACCGAGUACAUGCAGGGAGUUGCGCACAGGAACUCGCGUUACUCCUCCACAUUUUCGCACAUCCUCGCAUGGCCAAACUUUGUCAAUCACCCUUACCACGGCGUGGACACAGCCAAGUACUACCGCCAGGCUGAGUUGGAGCUGGAACAGGAGAGGGGUGGUCGGUAA
Messenger RNA from Alternaria incomplexa, 570 nucleotides. RefSeq lists its product as uncharacterized. Bases 1 to 570 code for a protein of 189 amino acids. Lineage: Eukaryota; Fungi; Ascomycota; Dothideomycetes; Pleosporales; Pleosporaceae. The transcript has 4 exons. The record is from RefSeq and is a predicted model, not a curated record.